AUGGCUUUUAAUAGUGAUGAAGUGAAUUUGCUUGUUUAUAGAUAUUUGGAAGAAUCUGGGUUUCGUCAUUCCGCAUUCACAUUUGGUUACGAAUCAAGUGUUUUGAAUGCCGGCCUUGACAGUAUGUCAAUUCCUCGAGGAGCAUUAAUGUCUUUACUUCAAAAAGGCGUUCUGUUCUCCGAAGCAGAAGUAUUUUCCUUAUUAACAGAUGGAGAAAUAGAUGCGCGUUUCGAGAAGGCAAUUGGUUGCAUGACAAUACUUGAGUGCGGUAAGAGGACAUUAAAAAUUGGAUUUAUAUAAUUAAACUCUCAGUCAGAUUUCGUUUUAAACCCAAUUUUGAAUUUAUUUUUGAUUUGUUGGGCAUUGGUGUUGAGGGAGGCUACUUAUGAGAUACUAUCUUUUAAGGGUGUAUCUAUAGAUGUGGUCCGACUGUAUUUAAAUUAUUUAAAAAAAUUUU
Messenger RNA from Meloidogyne enterolobii, 457 nucleotides. Lineage: Eukaryota; Metazoa; Nematoda; Chromadorea; Rhabditida; Meloidogynidae. The record is from the annotation of a GenBank genome assembly.